Messenger RNA from Drosophila busckii, 2676 nucleotides. RefSeq names its product mucin-5AC. The coding region runs from base 1 to 2676 and encodes 891 amino acids. The transcript has 4 exons. The record is from RefSeq and is a predicted model, not a curated record. Lineage: Eukaryota; Metazoa; Arthropoda; Insecta; Diptera; Drosophilidae.
AUGUUUGCUUUCUAUAUACUUUGUAUAGCGAGUCUGUUCUCAGCUGGCUGGAGUCAAGGCUAUGGCUCCACUUGUGACUAUAUCAAGUGCUCGAGCAAAGUAAGUGAGGUAUGUGCCCAGGUGCCGGGCACAACGCUUACCCUGACCUUCGCCAAUAGCUGUGAGGUGCAACGCCAUAGUUGUCAAACGGGCGCAUACUGGCACAUUAUCUAUGAAGGUAGCUGUGACUGUCCCAUCAAGUGUCCAUUCAAUUGCAAUCCCAUUUGUGCGCAGCUGGGCAAUGUGCAAAAGACGUUCAACAAUCAAUGCGAGUAUCUCAAGUUUAGCUGCCAAACAGGCGAACCCUGGGAGUAUGUGCAUAGUGAUGCCUGCGUCGGUCAACAUGCGCCACAUCCGGAAGCCAUCUAUGGUCCAUUUGGUGCUUCAAAUUAUCCACCUCCAUCCUCACCUUAUGGCUAUCCUGCUGCCUUUUCGCCUUAUUCUCCUUAUGCGCCUGCUGCUUAUGGCUAUCCAGCCUAUCCUCCACCACAGCUAUCUCCAUACUAUCCGCCCAUUCGUAGAGCUCAGUUGCCCACGGAAUCCAGCACUGUCUUUAGCACUACAGCAGCCACAACGACUACAUCGGCUCCAACCACAAAUGCUGCUGAUGCUCAGAGAAUACAAAGUCUACGCAAGGCAUUUGAAUCUCAGCCUACUGCUAGUAGCUCAAAUUCAACUACGACACCAGCCAGUUAUCCAGCAACGACCGCUGCUCCUGACAAUUCUACAGAGAGCUCAUCACCAGCGAGUGAAGCGCCAGCAGCUGCAAGAGUCCAGAGUCUAAGCCAGACAGCAACAGCGAAUUCCUCCACUACUCCUUACUCAAAUUCCUCUCCAACCACCCCCAGUUAUUCUUCAGAGUCAACAACCGCAGCUCCCGCCAAUUCUACGGAGAGUUCGCCACCAGCAGCUGCCAGACUUCAGAGUCUAAGCGAGACAGCAGCAACGAAUUCCUCUACUACUCCUAGCUACAGCUCCAAUUCCUCUCCAACCACCCCCAGUUAUUCUUCAGAGUCAACAACCGCAGCUCCCGCCAAUUCUACGGAGAGUUCGCCACCAGCAGCCGCCAGAGUCCAGAGUCUAAGCCAGGCAGCAGCAACGAAUUCCUCCACUACUCCUUACUCAAAUUCCUCUCCAACCACCCUCAGUUAUUCUUCAGAGUCAACAACCGCAGCUCCCGCCAAUUCUACGGAGAGUUCGCCACCAGCAGCUGCCAGAGUUCAGAGUCUAAGCGAGACAGCAGCAACGAAUUCCUCCACUACUCCUAGCUACAGCUCCAAUUCCUCUCCAACCACCCCCAGUUAUUCUUCAGAGUCAACAACCGCAGCUCCCGCCAAUUCUACGGAGAGUUCGCCACCAGCAGCUGCCAGAGUUCAGAGUUUAAACCAGACAGCAGCAACGAAUUCCUCUACUACUCCUUACUCCAAUUCCUCUCCAACCACCCCCAGUUAUUCUUCAGAGUCAACAACCGCAGCUCCCGCCAAUUCUACGGAGAGUUCGCCACCAGCAGCCGCCAGAGUCCAGAGUCUAAGCCAGGCAGCAGCAACGAAUUCCUCCACUACUCCUUACUCAAAUUCCUCUCCAACCACCCUCAGUUAUUCUUCAGAGUCAACAACCGCAGCUCCCGCCAAUUCUACGGAGAGUUCGCCACCAGCAGCUGCCAGAGUUCAGAGUCUAAACGAGGCAGCAGCAGCGAAUUCCUCUACUACUCCUAGCUACAGCUCCAAUUCCUCUCCAACCACCCCCAGUUAUUCUUCAGAGUCAACAACUGCUGCUCUACCCAAUUCUACAGAGAGUUCGUCACCAGCAGCCGCCAGAGUCCAAAGUCUAAACCAGACAGCAGCAACGAAUUCCUCUACUACUCCUUACUCAAAUUCCUCUCCAACCACCCUCAGUUAUUCUUCAGAGUCAACAACCGCAGCUCCCGCCAAUUCUACGGAGAGUUCGCCACCAGCAGCUGCCAGAAACAACAACUGCUGCUCCAGCCAAUUCUACGGAGAGUUCGCCACCAGCAGCCGCCAGAGUCCAGAGUCUAAGCAGGCAGCAGCAGCGAAUUCCUCUACUACUCCUUACUCAAAUUCCUCUCCAACCACCCUCAGUUAUUCUCAGAAGUCACACCGCAGCUCCCGCCAAUUCACGGCGGAAUUCGCCACCGCCAAGCUGCCAGAGUUCAGAGUCAAACCAGACCAGCAGCAAACGAAUUCCCUCCAAUACCCUUACUCCCAUUCCUCUCCAAACACACCCCAGUUUAUUCUUGCAGAGUCAACAAACCGCAGCUCCCCCAAUUCUACGGAGAGUUCGCCACCAGCAGCUGCCAGAGCUCAAAGUCUAAACCAGGCGGCAGCAGCGAAUUCCUCUACUACUCCAACAUCCAAAAGUUCUUCAACUACCCCAAGUAGUGCAGUCCAGACAACAACCGCUGCAGUCGAGACAACAACCGUAGCUUCGACGACGACGACGGAAGCUUCAGCAAACUCUACAAUUAAGCCUGCUGGCAAUCAGACGAUUGUUAGGGUAGCUGAGAAGGAUGAUGUGCCCAUAGUUAGGAUUAAGAAUGGCAGUCCAAAUCCCACAUAUGUCUUUAUAUUCAUGGGCAAAGGCGCUGGCAAAGAAGUUGAGAUAAUUAACGAGAACUGA